Fulvia fulva is the source of this 1215-nucleotide messenger RNA. Its product is annotated as putative thioredoxin reductase. Bases 1 to 1215 code for a protein of 404 amino acids. The transcript has 2 exons. The record is from RefSeq and is a predicted model, not a curated record. Gene Ontology annotation, molecular function: oxidoreductase activity. NCBI's taxonomy places the organism in Eukaryota, Fungi, Ascomycota, Dothideomycetes, Mycosphaerellales, Mycosphaerellaceae.
AUGUGGUCCUCAUCAUUCUUAGGCCUUUGCCUACUCGCAGUCUCUGCCGCAGCUGCACCAUCCCUCGCACCAGCCGUCAAGGCCGACUACGAUGCCAUCAUCGUUGGCGGUGGUCCUGCUGGUCUCGCCGCAGCAAGCGGUCUCGGCCGAGUGCGUCGCGAUGUUCUGCUGGUAGAUUCUGGAGAAUACCGCAACGACCCAACACGGCAUGCGCACGACAUUAGUGGUUUCGACGGAGUUACACCGGCAUGGCUUCGUUUCGCAGCACGCCAGCAAGUCGAGGACUACGGCACUAUUGCGAUGGUGAAUGGCACAGUCACAGACAUUGAGCCAGCGCAGACGCCCAGCGCUACGACUUUGUUCACGGUCUCCAUCACAUACCCGGAUAACAAGCCGGUCACUUUCACAGCCCGCAAGGUUGUGCUGGGCACUGGCAUGAGGGAUAUUCUCCCUCAGACACCCGGUAUCGAAGAGAACUGGGGCAAAGGAAUCUACUGGUGCCCAUGGUGCGACGGCCACGAACACGCCGACCAGCCUCUGGGUAUUCUCGCCGACCUGCCCAGCGCCGUCACUUCAGUCAGAGAGAUCUUGACCCUAAACACCGACAUUGUCCUCUUCGUCAACGGAACCGACACGCCAGAAGAACGGCAAAAGGCAGAGACCUCCUUCCCGGGCUGGGAGACGUACCUCCAACUCCACGACGUGAAGAUCGAGAACCGCACAAUGUCGAACCUCACCCGCCUGCGAGAUGGCGCCACACCAUUCGCCGAUCCCAGCCUGCCGACGCAUCCUGAGCACGACUUGUUCCAGGUCGACUUUGAGGGUGGUGGCGAACCUAUCCUGCGGAAUGCAUUCUUUGCCGACUUUCCCUCUGAGCAGAAGUCCACCAUCGGCCAAGACGCCGGCGUCCAGCUCCUCGGCACCAAACUCUCCGCCAACGGCUCCCAAGGCCUAUCAACCAACAUCGCAGGUAUCUACGCUAUCGGCGACGCCAACUCAGACAAUGUCACCAACGUCCCACACGCUUUCUUCACCGGCAAGCGCACAGCAGUGUUCCUGCACGUGCAGCUAGAGAGGGAGAACUCGGUGGCGCAGAUCGCUGGUGGAAGGGUCUUGCCACGACCUCGCAAGAGGGAGGUUGAGAGUGAGAGGGCGUUGUGGGCGAGGAUGAAUGUUGAGGGUGAUGUUACGUAUGCUGGGGAGUUUGAUCGGUAG